Cryptotermes secundus is the source of this 1529-nucleotide messenger RNA. Its product is annotated as sodium/calcium exchanger regulatory protein 1-like. The coding region runs from base 238 to 648 and encodes 136 amino acids. Gene Ontology annotation, molecular function: fatty acid binding. Gene Ontology annotation, biological process: fatty acid transport. The transcript has 5 exons. Lineage: Eukaryota; Metazoa; Arthropoda; Insecta; Blattodea; Kalotermitidae. Gene Ontology annotation, cellular component: cytosol; nucleus. The record is from RefSeq and is a predicted model, not a curated record.
CGUAAUGUGCAACCGGUUGCAGCAUUUUUGCUCACGUACGAGAAUAUAAUGAUAGAUGGCGUCAGUUAUUUAAGGCGUAGUUGGAAAGAGAUAGCGGUGUUCUCGGAAGUUCUGUGGUUCUGUGGGUUCUGAGAGGUCUUGGGGGUUCUGGUUAAGGUGUGAUAGAGAAGAGACAACGGUCAUAACGGUGAUAACGGAGUUCUAGGCGUUGGGUAUAUCAGGCAUCUGUAACUGAAGAUGGUUCAGAUAACUGGAAGAUAUAAACUAGAGAAGAAUGAAAACUUGGAUGGCUACUUCAAAGCAAUGGGUGUUCCAUUCAUUGCUCGGCAGAUGAUGGCUGCUUCCACACCUUUGGUUGAAAUUUCUUGUAAAGAUGAUACUUGGACCAUUAAAACUUCAACCUUAAUUCGAACUACUGAAUUAAAUUUUAAAAUUGGAGAAGAAUAUGAUGAAGUCAUGCCAUCUGGAGAUAUACUGAAAAGUACAACUACUUUAGAAGAUGAGGAACUGAGAACCAUAUCAAAAGUACCUGAUGGGAGCCAGACUUCAAGGUUAUACAGUUUUUCUGAGGCAGGAAUGUUGUUGACACUUAUUCAUGAGAAAAGUGGGCAGACAGCAAAGCGGCACUUCAGGAGACUAGCUGAUUAGUUGUCUCUGUGUAUCUUUACAGAUGUGGAUUUUGAAUGGGAUAUGUGUUUGUUGUAUAUAUACAAUGCCUUUUCAUUUCUAGAGAAAUAAUUUGGGUCACAUUUGAAUUCCAGUGUAUCCUGUGACAUUCCUAAGUCAAAUGACAUUAAUUCAUUAAAACAAUAUGUUAAUAGAGAGUUUUGUCUUAGAGUAUAUUACUAUUUUGCUGUUAGAAAGUACAUUGGAAUUGGUGUUUUUGAUGUAUAUAUGAGUACAAAUAUUGUCUUACAUACUGUUUUGUAUAUUUUUUAUGUUACCUUGCUGUGACUUCUAAAUAGUAUACUGGGGAUGGAUAUUUUCAGAACUGAUUAAUAUAAAGACAUGAUUUUGUUAUUAUGUUUAAGAUGUACAAAUGUUGACAUAAGUUCAUUUAUUAUUGUAUGUAAGGCCGGGUACACACUAGCAAGCUGUUGCAUGUAACAUAAUGGUUACUGUAACCACAUUCUGUUAGUGUGGACGCCUUCCGAACCACGCUCGCGAACGUACUUCGAGCGUGCUCUGUAACACGACUGGCGAGCCACUGCCUUGUCGGUUUUUGCUGCGAACACAAAGGGACUUGCAGUAAGCUCAUGGAUGCCACAAUUGCUUGCUCGUAAAUGUGUACGUUUCCUCCGAGCCAGGAGUAGCAUUGCAAAUCGCUAUGUCUUCAUGGCGAGCUCACCAUGAGCACUAUGGAUCGGGUCACUCGAAGCUGGUUACACGACGACUAUGGACGUGUCGUCCAUACAAAGACGUGGUUACAGUAACCGUUAUGUUACAUGCAACAGCUCGCUAGUCUGUACCCGGCCUAAAAUAUACAGAUUUUAACCAUAUUCUUAAUAUAUUUCACAAUGUAAAUUUCA